Molecule: messenger RNA, 2818 nt
Organism: Diachasmimorpha longicaudata
Lineage: Eukaryota; Metazoa; Arthropoda; Insecta; Hymenoptera; Braconidae
Gene: Mlh1
Product: DNA mismatch repair protein Mlh1
Exons: 4
Coding region: 81-2753 (890 amino acids)
Biological process (GO): mismatch repair
Cellular component (GO): MutLalpha complex
Molecular function (GO): ATP-dependent DNA damage sensor activity; ATP binding; mismatched DNA binding
Source: RefSeq, a predicted model, not a curated record
GUGAGGUCCCGAAUGUCAAACAUUGUAGAUUGUGUUUAUUCAUUACUACUCAUAAUUGUUUAUUGAUGCUGUGAUCGAUUAUGGGGACUCCAGGGAAAAUCCAGAAGCUCGAUGAGGUCGUGGUGAAUAGGAUUGCUGCUGGAGAAGUCAUUCAGAGACCAGCUAAUGCUCUCAAAGAGUUAAUCGAAAACAGUCUCGAUGCAAAGUCCACGAACAUCCAGAUAACCGUAAAAGACGGUGGUCUAAAGUCUCUCCAGAUCCAGGACAACGGUACAGGAAUCCGCAAGGAAGAUCUCGCUAUAGUCUGCGAGCGUUUCACAACGUCGAAGCUGAAAAAAUUUGACGACCUAAAAUCCAUCUCAACUUUUGGUUUUCGAGGCGAAGCACUGGCGUCGAUGAGCCAUGUGGCCCACCUGACCAUCACCACAAAGACAAUUGAAGACAAAGUGGCUUACAAAGCUUCAUACCUCGAUGGCAAACUCAAAGGCCCUCCGAAGCCCCUCGCUGGUAACCAGGGGACCACAAUUCUCAUUGAAAACCUCUUCUACAAUGUCUCCACGAGAAAGAAAGCCCUGGCAAGUCCCUCGGAGGAGUUCUCCAGGAUCUCAGAAGUCGUAACAAAAUACUCGAUUCACAACCCAAGUGUUGGAUUCACCCUCAAGAAACAGGGUGAGUCACUUCCAGCUGUUCGAACCCUUCACAAUUCCUCAAAAAUCAACAACAUCAAAAUCCUCUAUGGGAGUAAUAUCACAAGAGAUUUGUUGGACAUUGAACUCGAAGACGAAAGCCUGCAAUUCAAAAUGCACUGUCUCCUGACGAACCCGAAUUACUCUAACAAGAGAUUAACAUUCAUUUUAUUCAUAAAUCAUCGACUCGUUGAUUCGUCACCCAUGAGGAAGAUGUUGGAGGACCUGUACUCGAUCUACCUCCCCAAGAAAACCCACCCUUGGUGCUAUUUAUCACUCAACAUACACCCUGGAAAUAUUGAUGUCAAUGUGCAUCCCACGAAGUACGAAGUUCGCUUCCUCCAUGAGGACACGAUCAUCGAGAGGGUGAAGGCUGCCCUGGACGCACAACUGUCAAAAAGCAACUCCUCCAGGACAUUUUAUGUUCAGGCGAGACUGCCCCAGGUAGACAUCACUAAGGAUGUCCUGGAGAAGGUUCUACCGGAGUUCGAUAACGAUAAGAAAAAAGUUUAUGCUAAGGAGAUGAUCAGGACUGAUGCUACUGAUCAGAAACUGGAUAAAUUCAAUUUUACUGUUACAAAAAGCGGUGAAGGUAAUGAUUCUAGGGAAAGGGAUAUUAAAUUUGAAGGGAAAAAUUCAGGAGAAACUCGUGAAAUUAAGGCUGAAAUUUUGGAGAGUUGCCAGAAGACGGGAAAUGAAGAUAGCAAGGUAAUCAGAGAGAAAAAGGUGUCUUCCUGCAUGGUUAUGACUCCAAAAAAGGAGUUCAUUGUAGACUUCGAAGCAGCAGGACAUGCAGAGACCUCAGACUGUGGAGAGGCUUCUGUUGAGGGUCAGAACACUCCAGUAAAUCCCAACAGACUGGUGAAUCCACACUGGAGUUCUCUGGUGGAUGAAGCCACCAGUGGAUCCUCUCAGGAAGGUCCAAGAGUGACGGACGCUACUGCCCCUCUUGAAAACAACUACGAUGGAGGUGACGUUAUGCCUAAAGAAGUUCUCGAGUUGCUCAGUUCGGAUGCGGAGAGCUCCAACGACACACCAGCUCCACCGGACCCCAACUCCAGUGUUGCUGAUAGAGCAUUGAAAGCUGUCCUCAUGUGCUUCGGGUCUCAAAAAUCUUCAGAUGAGGAUAAACUAUCUCAGAGCGAGGAACCUGACCGAAAUAAAGAGCUGGAAAAUCUGAAUGACUCGAAAAAUGCAGAGGCUGAGGGAGAUAAGACUCUGAUAUCCGACAAAAGCGAGAUAGAGGUGCCUGGUGGAAAUGCCCCUGGUGAUAGCAGUGUACAGACACCCUCGAAAACACCACCAGAAUUUAAGUCCUAUUCUGUAAACAAUACUAGAAGGGAAGUUCGAUUGACGAGUAUUCUAAAACUUCGAAAGGCUGUGGAGGAUAAUUAUCACGAGGGACUCAGGAACAUCAUCUCGGGGAUGACAUUCGUUGGAUGCAUCGAUGAGACACUAGCUUUGAUUCAAAGCGAUGUGAAUUUAUAUAUCUGCAAUACAGCCAAACUUGCGGAGGAACUGUUUUAUGAGAUCAUGCUGUACGAUUUUGCUAAUUAUGGAGUUAUAAAGUUCUCGGAGCCCCUCCCGAUCUACGACUUGGCAAUGCUAGGCCUCGAGACCGAGGAAGCUGGAUGGGACGAGGGAGAUGGCCCAAAGGAGGGAAUCGCCUCUAACGUGCAAGCACUUCUGAUGGAAAAAGCAGAGAUGCUCAAAGAAUAUUUUGCAAUGGUAAUAGACAAGAGGGGAAACCUACGUUCCCUCCCAGUACUCCUCCAGGACUAUUUUCCUAGUCAAGCUGAGAUCCCCUUGUUCAUCCUUCGAUUGUCAACAGAGGUCGAAUGGUCUGUCGAGCAGACGUGCUUCGACAACAUCUGUCGGGAAAUCGCUAAAUUCUACAGCAAAGUGGCCACGGAUAAUCUUGGACAGGAUUGGAAACACUUGACUGAACAUGUAAUCUAUGAUGCUGUUAAAGAAAGUCUGUUACCACCUAAACAUUUCUCGCACGACUCGACUAUUCUCCAAAUUGCUAGUUUACCUAAUUUAUAUAAAGUGUUUGAGAGGUGUUAAUCGUUAUUAUUUGAUAAUUGUUAAUUUUUUAUAUUCUUAUAAUAAAAAUUUUUCUGUAAAAGAAA